CCACCUGACGCCGUCUUCUUAUUCUCAUAAUCCUAAUUUGAAUUGAACUAGUCAUUUUUCAUUCUUCUUCUCCACCACUUCAAAAUCCAUAAAUACCAGACCUUCAAACCCUAGAAACUGUUUUCCUCCUCAAUCAAACCAUGCCGACUCUCACCGUCCAGGUCUACAGCUUCUACUACAAGAACCGCCUCAAACGACUACUACACAGGUUAUCAUCGUCUCAAUCCACUGGCUCCGGCUCCGAUUCCGGAUAUGACCCGUUUGGAAUUACAUCCAGACCCGGGGACUCUAUUGUACAGGCUAAUCCCUCAUUCCAAAACGGCGUCGCUACUAAAGACAUCCAUGUUGAUCCCUUAUCUUCUCUUUCUCUUCGAAUCUUCCUCCCCGAUUCCGUCCUAGGGGUUUCUGAUUCUUCUAUUGGUGAUAAGAGUCGGAGCAGCCGUGAUGAUGGUGUUGCUUACGGUGGUUAUUCUCCUCCGUCGACAUCGGAUAGUCGGUGCCGGAAACUUCCUGUGAUGUUGCAAUUUCACGGUGGGGGGUUUGUUAGUGGGAGCAACGCGUCGCCGGAGAAUGACGCGUUUUGUCGGCGGAUGGCGAAACUCUGUGAUGUGAUUGUUGUGGCUGUGGGGUAUAGGUUAGCGCCGGAGAGUCGGUUCCCGGCGGCUUUUGAGGAUGGGCUUAAGGUUUUGAAUUGGCUUGGGAAACAGGCGAACUUGGCUUCUCUUCGUAAUGUGAGACACGUCCGUGCUAAUCGUCGAAUUUUUGAUAGCUUUGGGGAGUCUUUGGCGGAGCCUUGGUUGGCUGCUCACGGUGAUCCAUCCAGAUGUGUAUUACUUGGGGUGAACUCUGGUGCAAACAUAGCAGACUACGUAGCUCGGAAAGCUGUCACGGCUGGGAAGCUUUUGAAUCCCAUUAAGGUGGUAGCACAAGUCCUAAUGUACCCAUUCUUCACUGGAAAUGUUCCCACAAAGUCAGAGAUCAAAUUUUCAAAUUCUUAUUUCUACGACAAGGCUAUGUGUUCUAUGGCAUGGAAGCUGUUUUUACCCGAGAAAGAGUUCGAUCUCGACCACCCUGCAGCCAACCCCUUAGUUUCCGGGAGAGAGUUGGAUCUGAAACGCAUGACCCCAACCCUCACAGUGGUUGCCGAGCAUGAUUUGAUGCGUGAUCGGGCCACUGCUUAUUCAGAGGAGCUGCGGAGAGCUAAUGUGGAUGCGCCGGUACUUGAGUACAAGGACGCUGUGCAUGAUUUUGCCACUCUUGAAGUGCUCCUUCACACUCCUCAGGCCUUGGCUUGUGCUGAUGAUAUUGCUAUUUGGAUCAAAAAGUAUAUUUCACUUAGAGGCCAUGAGUUUUCUUAUUGAUAUUAUUAUUUUAUUGGGAGCGGGAGGAAUUUACAGUGAGGAUUGAAGAAGCAUGUUUGCGGAGAUUAAGCGUUAGGAGGGGACAGUUUUGUGGAUAUAGCAUGUUCCUUCGAUUUGGCUAUUUUUUAUUAGUUUUUUUUUUCUUCUUCGUGUAUAGCUUAGUGCUUGUCUAUGUAUAGGACCCUUUGUAAAUGAACUAUCCAGCCUAUCUAUUCUUUCAUUUUUCUUUCUUUUAUGAUAGAUUAUAAUCAUAUUUAUACAGUUUGACAAUUAUUUCGGCUCCGAAAUAUAUUGUAUUCUAUGCAUCUUGCAAAAUAAGAAUAUUAAAAUGUAAAGAAUCUUAUCUA
This is a messenger RNA of Humulus lupulus (European hop), 1708 nucleotides long. RefSeq names its product probable carboxylesterase 11. Lineage: Eukaryota; Viridiplantae; Streptophyta; Magnoliopsida; Rosales; Cannabaceae. The transcript has 2 exons. Bases 141 to 1361 code for a protein of 406 amino acids. Gene Ontology annotation, molecular function: hydrolase activity. The record is from RefSeq and is a predicted model, not a curated record.